Molecule: messenger RNA, 357 nt
Organism: Mizuhopecten yessoensis (Yesso scallop)
Lineage: Eukaryota; Metazoa; Mollusca; Bivalvia; Pectinida; Pectinidae
Exons: 1
Coding region: 1-357 (118 amino acids)
Source: RefSeq, a predicted model, not a curated record
AUGUGGAUAUGCAAGGUGAUCGAGCACAUCAUAUACCAGCAAGUAAUGAACCACCUGAACCAAAACAACAUCCUGGUCAACUAUCAACACGGCUUCCGGAAAGGUCACUCUUGUGAGAGGCAGCUUCUCCAAACAGUGGAUGAGAUCUCCAGAGCCAUGGACAACAGGAAGCAGGUCAACGUUAUGAUUCUGGAUUUCUCUAAAGCGUUCGACACCGUGCCACAUAGACGACUGUUGGAGAAGUUGUCCCACUAUGGGAUACAGCAGGAAACCCAUGGAUGGAUACAACACUGGCUUAUACCCAGAGAUCGCAGAGAGGUAUACUUGAUGGAGAAUCGUCAGCUGAAGUCCCAGUAG